Molecule: messenger RNA, 4353 nt
Organism: Callorhinus ursinus (northern fur seal)
Lineage: Eukaryota; Metazoa; Chordata; Mammalia; Carnivora; Otariidae
Source: RefSeq, a predicted model, not a curated record
CGAGCGCCAAACUCAAAUUUUAGCAGGACCCGGAUUCCUUUAGGCUAGUUCCGUGGGCUGGGCCUGCUGGACUUUUCCGCUUACUGGCAGGGGCAGCGGACCAACAUGAGCCAGGUUCUGUUCCAGGAGCUAGUCCCGCUGCAGGUGAAAUGCAAAGACUGUGAGGAGAGAGAAAGUUAAUUUGUCGGGAGAAGUGAAGUAAUUUACACGAGAACUCCGAACAAGUUCACGGCAGGGCCGGCGCAAGAACUCUGGCCUUGGCUCCCAGCCCUUUUUUCGCUCUUCUUUGAAUUAUAUUGGAAGUAAAUUUAAGCUUCAGCUUAAAAAAGUUUUUAUGGUGUAGUGCCUUUACAUUAGUUACUAAAAAUAAGUUACGUUUAUUAUUAGUAUCGACUAAAAACAGUAGAGGAAAUGAUAAAUUUCAUUCAUUCAUUUAACAAAUAUUGCUUAUGGCAGAACACCUUGCUGGGUACUGGGGAUAUAGUGGUGAGGAAGAACAGUCCUUGUUUUCGUGGGGUUUACAGUCCAGUGGAGGAGGAAAUAAAGGCCAGUCUCGCAUAAAAACACAAAAUUAUGACUUUGACAAAAGUGGGGGCUUAACAGAUUUGAACGGAAGUCAGGAGGUUUUGAUUUUGUCUCCUUUCCGCCGCUCAGUAGCUGACUCUUAACCUUGUUUCCUCAUUUGUAAAACUGGCAUAAGGUGCUACGUACAUAAUAUGAGGAUCAAGUCUGAAAAUGUCUGUGGAAACUAAUAAGGAGAGUGAAUGUUAGAGUGAGCAUUGAACUACAAUCAGUUUCCAAUCCAGUUCACAGAAAGGAUUUAGUUAUCCGUCUGACUGAUGAUACUGAUCCAUUUUUUCUGUAUAACCUUGUUAUAUCUGAGGAAGAUUUUCAGAGCUUAAAAUUCCAGCAAGGCCUUUUGGUAGACUUCUUAGCUUUCCCACAAAAAUUUAUAGAUCUCCUUCAGCAAUGUACUCAAGAACAUGCCAAAGAAAUUCCAAGGUUUUUGCUACAGUUAGUUUGUCCAGCACCUCUUUUGGAUAACUCACCUGCCUUUUUAAAUGUGGUAGAGACAAAUCCUUUUAAGCAUCUUACACACCUCUCGCUAAAACUUUUACCUGGAAAUGAUGUGGAAAUAAAGAAGUUUUUAGCUGGCUGUUUGAAAUGUAGCAAGGAAGAAAAAUUAUCAUUGAUGCAAUCACUAGAUGAUGUUACUAGGCAACUGAAUUUCACACAAAAGACAUUAUCAGAAAAAAUCCAAGAAUUAGAUAAGUUGCAGAAUGAAUGGGCAUCACAUACAGCUGCACUGUCAAAUAAACAUUCCCAGGAACUGACAAAUGAGAAAGAAAAGGCCUUGCAGGCACAGGUACAGUACCAACAGCAGCAUGAACAACAGAAAAAAGAUGUAGAAAUCCUCCAUCAACGAAACAUCCAGCAACUACAAAACAGAUUAUCUGAGUUGGAAGCCACUAAUAAAGACCUAACCGAAAGGAAAUAUAAAGGAGACUCUACCAUCAGAGAACUUAAAACAAAACUGUCUAGUGUUGAAGAGGAGCUCCAGCGGGCUAAGCAAGAAGUCCUCUCUUUGCGAAGAGAGAAUUCUACACUAGAUGCCGAAUGCCACGAAAAAGAAAAGCAUAUUAAUCAGCUACAAACAAAAGUGGCUGUUUUAGAACAGGAAAUCAAGGAUAAGGACCAGCUUGUUUUAAGAACAAAAGAAGCAUUUGAUACCAUCCAGGAACAAAAGGUUGCUUUAGAAGAGAAUGGUGAGAAAAAUCAGGUACAACUAGGAAAACUUGAAGCUACGAUCCAAUCAUUAUCAGCGGAACUUCUUAAGGCAAAUGAAAUUAUCAAGAAGUUACAGGGGGAUCUGAAAACUUUAAUGGGUAAAUUAAAACUGAAGAAUACAGUAACUAUUCAGCAAGAGAAACUCUUGGCUGAGAAGGAAGACAAAUUACAAAAGGAACAAAAGGAAUUACAAGAUGUUGGACAGUCUCUCCGAAUUAAAGAGCAAGAGGUGUGCAAAUUACAAGAACAGUUAGAAGCUACCGUUCAAAAGCUUGAAGAAAGCAAACAACUUCUAAAAAAUAAUGAAAAGUUAAUCACAUGGCUAAAUAAAGAACUAAAUGAAAAUCAGCUAGUGAGAAAGCAAGAUGUAUCGGGACCUUCUACCACUCCACCUGUACAUUCUAGCAGCAACACAAUCAGAAGUGGGAUUUCUCCUAACUCUAAUGUGGUUGAUGGUAGACUGACUUACCCAACUUGUGGGAUUGGUUAUCCUGUCUCCUCUGCAUUUGCAUUCCAGAAUACCUUUCCUCAUCCUAUAUCUACCAAAAAUACCAUCCACCCAAUUUCAGGACCAAAGGUUCAGUUUAACCUGCAGUUCACAAAACCAAAUACAUCACUAGGAGAUGUUCAGUCAGGAACAACUAUUAGUAUGCCUUGCUCAACUGAUAAGGAGAAUGGUGCAAAUUUAGGGCUAGAAUCCAAAUACCUGAAGAAAAGGGAAGAUAGCAUUCCUUUACGCGGGCUCAGCCAAAACCUGUUCAAUAAUCCAGACCAUCAAAAAGAUGGCACUUUAGGAGCAUUACAGACAUCUUCCAAACCCGCAGUGCUCCCUUCUGCAUCUUCAGCGUAUUUCCCUGGGCAGUUAACAAACAGUUAAUGGUAGUGUUACCGUUUACUUUUUAUUGAAAUUUUAGAAAUUCCCAUGGUUUAAAAAUAUAUGAACAGCAUAGAUCAAAUCCUUCAGCCAGCAAGUUUACUUGAGCUUACUGUAUUGUAUUAGAUUGUUUGGAUCCUCUUUAAGUACUGCUGUCAUUUCAUGACAAGCUAGAGGAACCGAUUUGUACUUGGGGGAUUCUGAGUGAAGAUUCUCAGGAAAUGACACCUUUUAGCUGUGAACAUGGUAUUUUAUAGAAUAACAGUAUGAAUUUCAUUAAAUGAAUCCUUAAAAAAGAAGUUCUAAGGAAAGAGUUGAUCCUUUUACAGGACAUUCUAGUCAUUGAGUAUCUGGGUAAAUGAAAACCUGCUCAGACAUAAUAUGAAACUAAAAAAUGUUAAUAAUUCAUGUUAUCAUUUUCAUUGGUAAAAGUUUUAAAUUUGACACCUGAAAAUUAUGAGGGAAAAUUAUCUCCAAAGAUAUCUAUAUUAUAUUUACCAUAAAGGGAAAAGUCUUAGAAUUACCUUCAAUGAUUGAAAUUAAUCCUUCAUAGCAAGUAAAUAUUUUCCUUGCAACACCUUUAAAUUGGCUAUUGAACAAGUCUAAGUAAUUUUGAUAAAUUAUAAAAAUAAUUUGGACAAUGUAUUUAUAUAACCAGAUUGGGUAUAAAGUGCUUUUAAUCAUUUGAGCUGCAAAGUUUAUAGGAUUUUAAUGCUUCCUGGAAAACUACAUUUACCCAGUUUUUCUCUUUUGUUUGGAGUUUUAUUAGUUUGUUAUGCAGUUAAAUCUGUAUUAGUGGAAUGUUUUAAAAAUUAGUGCUAUACAAAAUAAGAGCAUCAUGAAUAUUGCUUUUUUAUAAUAUCAGAGUGGCUUCGCCCAGUACAGAGUAGCAUUCUCUUAUGAAACGUAUAAAUCAGUUUUUGUUUGCAAGGAUUGCUAAUGCUCAUGUAAUAUUUAUAAACUAUUUUCAAGGACCUUAAUACUGUUAAUAUCAGUAUUAUUGGGUUCACGGUAAGACAAUCUAGUAUUUGCUCGUAUUUUUCUGAAGCCACAAUAUUGAGUCUUGUGAUACUCUGAAACUGUGCUGGUAGUUGCAAACAGUCUUAACUAGGGGAUUUAUUCAAAAAAACUUAGUGACCAUUAUUGGGUAGUGACUUUUAUAUGUGACUUGUCAUUUCAGUAUACUGUAUGAGUAUUAGAUUACUGGUUACAGUAACUUGAAAGCACUUACUAAUAAUAAUCUGGAAAGUAGCCUCUUGGUGAUACUAGAAUCUUUCCUGUAAAUAUAAUGUAACAUAUAUAUAAAACAUUGUGACAGGGUUUGGAUGGGACUUAGGACAUACAGGUAGUUCUUUUUUAUUUGAAAUUGUUUUGCAGUGUACAGCUGUACAUGUGUUAAUAAUCACAAGGUUGCACUUAAUUUCUGUGAACUGUGAGCUUUGUUAAUAAAGUAUUUAUGGAGUAUGAUGUGUAUAUAAAAACAAACAGCAUUGAUCUGCAACUGUUGACUAUGCUUAGAAUUUAAGUACUUCCGUUUAAUAUACAGACUAAGUUUUCAUUUCUUUUGUCUUCCUACAGGAGUAUGUUGUAGUGAGGGAGGAAAAAAAGGGGUUGAAGGGAAAAUGAUGUAAAGCUUUGAUUUGUUACUGUAAAAAUGAUUAUGGUAACAAAUAAAGCCAAAACAGAUCUUA